AUGGGUGUGAUGAACACAAGUGAUUCAAGUAUUCUUAGUGAUGUCAUCGACCAGGAAAUGCUUCAGGAAAUACAUCAACACAUGUGGCUGGAUGGCCGCAACUGUCUAUCUGGACCCCACCAGCAGAUCCCUGAGUGGUACUAUCUCCCUCACAACAACUGUCUAUCUGGACCCCACCAGCAGAUCCCUGAGUGGUGCUAUCUCCCUCACAACAACUGUCUAUCUGGACCCCACCAGCAGAUCCCUGAGUGGUGCUAUCUCCCUCACAACAACAACUGUCUAUCUGGACCCCACCAGCGAUCCCUGAGUGGUACUAUCUCCCUCACAACAACUGUCUAUCUGGACCCCACCAGCAGAUCCCUGAGUGGUGCUAUCUCCCUCACAACAACAACUGUCUAUCUGGACCCCACCAGCAGAUCCCUGAGUGGUACUAUCUCCCUCACAACAACUGUCUAUCUGGACCCCACCAGCAGAUCCCUGAGUGGUGCUAUCUCCCUCACAACAACUGUCUAUCUGGACCCCACCAGCAGAUCCCUGAGUGCGAUCCCUGAGUGGUACUAUCUCCCUCACAACAACUGUCUAUCUGGACCCCACCAGCAGAUCCCUGAGUGGUGCUAUCUCCCUCACAACAACUGUCUAUCUGGACCCCACCAGCAGAUCCCUGAGUGGUGCUAUCUCCCUCACAACAACAACUGUCUAUCUGGACCCCACCAGCGAUCCCUGAGUGGUGCUAUCUCCCUCACAACAACUGUCUAUCUGGACCCCACCAGCAGAUCCCUGAGUGGUACUAUCUCCCUCACAACAACUGUCUAUCUGGACCCCACCAGCAGAUCCCUGAGUGGUGCUAUCUCCCUCACAACAACUGUCUAUCUGGACCCCACCAGCAGAUCCCUGAGUGGUGCUAUCUCCCUCACAACAACUGUCUAUCUGGACCCCACCAGCAGAUCCCUGAGUGGUACUAUCUCCCUCACAACAACUGUCUAUCUGGACCCCACCAGCAGAUCCCUGAGUGGUGCUAUCUCCCUCACAACAACUGUCUAUCUGGACCCCACCAGCAGAUCCCUGAGUGGUACUAUCUCCCUCACAACAACUGUCUAUCUGGACCCCACCAGCAGAUCCCUGAGUGGUACUAUCUCCCUCACAACAACUGUCUAUCUGGACCCCACCAGCAGAUCCCUGAGUGGUACUAUCUCCCUCACAACAACUGUCUAUCUGGACCCCACCAGCAGAUCCCUGAGUGGUGCUAUCUCCCUCACAACAACUGUCUAUCUGGACCCCACCAGCAGAUCCCUGAGUGGUGCUAUCUCCCUCACAACAACUGUCUAUCUGGACCCCACCAGCAGAUCCCUGAGUGGUACUAUCUCCCUCACAACAACUGUCUAUCUGGACCCCACCAGCAGAUCCCUGAGUGGUGCUAUCUCCCUCACAACAACUGUCUAUCUGGACCCCACCAGCAGAUCCCUGAGUGGUGCUAUCUCCCUCACAACAACUGUCUAUCUGGACCCCACCAGCAGAUCCCUGAGUGGUACUAUCUCCCUCACAACAACUGUCUAUCUGGACCCCACCAGCAGAUCCCUGAGUGGUGCUAUCUCCCUCACAACAACUGUCUAUCUGGACCCCACCAGCAGAUCCCUGAGUGGUACUAUCUCCCUCACAACAACUGUCCAUCUGGACCCCACCAGCAGAUCCCUGAGUGGUGCUAUCUCCCUCACAACAACUGUCUAUCUGGACCCCACCAGCAGAUCCCUGAGUGGUGCUAUCUCCCUCACAACAACUGUCACUGGCUUGUCUAACACAGCAACAGCACAUUGUGUCCUCAUCAAGCAAAGACAAACAAGGAAAAUCCUUAGAACUUUUUAA
This is a messenger RNA of Haliotis rufescens (red abalone), 1860 nucleotides long. RefSeq lists its product as uncharacterized. The record is from RefSeq and is a predicted model, not a curated record. Lineage: Eukaryota; Metazoa; Mollusca; Gastropoda; Lepetellida; Haliotidae. The coding region runs from base 1 to 1860 and encodes 619 amino acids. The transcript is spliced from 2 exons.